Hydra vulgaris (swiftwater hydra) is the source of this 7425-nucleotide messenger RNA. RefSeq lists its product as uncharacterized. Gene Ontology annotation, molecular function: protein binding. The record is from RefSeq and is a predicted model, not a curated record. Lineage: Eukaryota; Metazoa; Cnidaria; Hydrozoa; Anthoathecata; Hydridae. Gene Ontology annotation, cellular component: membrane.
UUAUCAUCAACAAACAUUUAUUAACAGGUGUGUCAAUAAAAUAAAAGAAUUUAAAAGGGUCUCAUCAAAUGGUCUUAUUAAAAAAAAGUAGUUAACUUGAAUUUUUGCAGUUUACUUUAAUGAAAUAUAACGAUAACUUAAAAAACUCAAAAAAUCCUGCACGCAAUGAGUUGGAUUGUUUUGCUUCUCACAUCAAUAAUAUCAACAUUAGCGAGAGGAGAUGCAACUAAACCAUUAUCAAACGUUCUAUUAAAAACAAACAACGCCUUAUCAUUCUUAAGAAACAAACGAGAAAGUCCCGAAAGUCAAAUAAGAAGUGAAUGCUGCGGUAAUACACAAUGUUCAUUUGAAGAGAGAGCUGAAAUUUCUGAGGUUGUUGGUUGGGAUAGAGUUAAUAUUGCAAUGUGUGAAGUUUCAAUAAGGGAGAAUCAAGUAUGUACAUGCAAACCUAGAAGUGGAAGUUAUACUUAUGAAUGUGGUAAUGAUUUAAGUAAUUGUCCUGACCCAUGUAAAGAAUUUCAUUGCAAAAACGGAAGAGCAUGUGCAUAUCAUUCCCAAAGAUGUGACUCAGAUAAUAAUUGCGGAAAUUGGCAAGAUGAAAUUGGUUGUAUUACAAAAUAUACAGAGGAUCAAAUCAGAAGCAGCACAAGGCUAAAAUAUGCUAACCAAUAUACUAGUUAUUAUGGAACUGUGGAAAUAUUUGGUCGGCCAAUAUGUGAUGAUAACUGGACAAACCAAAACGCACAAGUUGUCUGCAGAAGCUUGAACUUUCCUUCUGGUACACUUGCAAUAGGAUGGGGAAAUGAACAAGUUUCAAUAAAUUUUUUUAUGGAUGACGUUAAUUGUGGAGGUGGAGAGUCCAGUCUUAGACACUGCAAACAUUUAACAAAUCAUAAUUGUGGCCCAACUGAAGGGGCAGCCGUUGUAUGCUUGGCACCAAAUUCGUUGAAAUUAGCACCAUUUAAUUCUGGAAGUAGUAAAAAUGAAGGUACUGUACUUUUUGGAGAUAUUCCGAUAUGCUCCGAUGGAUGGAAUGUUAAGGCAGCUCAAGUAGUUUGUAACCACUUAUACGGGGCAGAAUUCAAGAUUCCUGUUCCUGUUUACGAACACCAAAUAAAUGUUGGGCAAAAAUCAGCUCACCUUUUUUUGACAUCAAUUGAAUGUAACGGACAAGAGAGUUCGUUGACAAAUUGUCAGGUAAAAGUUGCAAAAUCAUGUUCAACAAACGUUGCAAGUGUUCAGUGCGCUCGUUGUUCACCGUUGAAAUUAAUGGCUAUUGUUAAAAAAAUAAAAGUUGACGGCUCAGUUGUUGACGUUUACCAAUCAGUGGAAGCAGCAAUUAGUGAAUUAACUGCAGAGUGCCGAAGUUGGAAUUGCAGCACUCCGAACCCAGUUUAUCCAGAGUUUUGUAAAGUUCGAGCAUUUUUGAACGAUAUUAAACAUUUUACCAAACUGGGAAUGCAAAACAAUAUUAUCUUGUAUAGUGAUAUUAACCACUUAGGCCUUCUUAAUUAUAACUUUCUCAAAGGAAACUUUGAAAAAAUUAAAAAUGAAAUUGACUCUGUCAGUCAAACUAUCACAACUGAAUUAGGUGAUUACUUCAGUAGACUCGCUCAAUUUGACGAGCAGACAGCAAAGUCAGAUAAAGAAAGCGCAAUGAAAACUUGGUUUGAAUUAAAAUCUCGAUGUGAAGAUACGUCGUUAAAACUUUCAGAUCAAUUAAGUUCCAUAAUAAAAUUUGCAUUAGGUGUUACAGCAAGUGAUAUGGUAUCUAAAGUUGCCGUUCUUGCUCUACGUGUUGUGGGAGCCAUUAAUCCUAUAAAAUGGUUAACUGGAGGUGAAGCAUCAGCAGUUGACAUAAAAGAGGCUUUGAGUGAGGUGGCAAAACAAGCAGUACUUAUUAAACAAGUAGACUACCUCAAGUCAAACUUUAUUCCAAAGUUGGAAAAUCUUGUAAAACAAAUUUCUAUCAAAGUAAAUAAAAAUAAGGAAACAUUUGAAACAAUUCGACAGUUUGUUGAAACUAUUGAGAAAAAUAUAGACUUUACAAAUGAGCAGCUCCAUAAAUUUUAUGAACACGCAGAUAAAUAUUCACCAGCAAUUACUCAAAGUGAUAUUAGUGAAUUUGACGCUAUUUUAAGUCAAAUGAUUGAGAAAUUUUGUGAAGUAAUUGAAAAUCCUGAUACUGAAUCUGGAACAGUUGCAGCUGGUAUUGCGGGAAAUAAAGGAAUAUGUCCCAACACUAAGGUGACUGCUCCAGUAUUGAUAUCUUUGUAUCAGGAAGUAGCAACUCAAGAGGAGACAAUAAUGGAGAGUUUUUCUAAAUUUGUGAGAGCUACGAUUGCUAAAGAUGCAUCAAACAAGCUUUCCACUUCGAUAAAAGGUUCGUCUAGUAAUCAGCUUUAUAAACUUCUUACCAAAUAUGAAGCUCUUCAUCUUAUUAGGUAUCAUAAAAUUAUAAUUAUUAAAAAUGCAUGUAACUACUUGACAUACAUGAAUCAUGGCGUCGAAAAGCCAGUGUGCACAGAUUUACUUGAAAAUCCGAGUGGUGAUCCAGGACUUUUGAUCAAUACAGUUCCAACUGCAAUGUGUCAAUGUCGGAACUGUUUUACCAAAAACGGCGAAUUUCUGAUUCCAGCAACUAUGACUGGUGAAAAUAAUACUAUUGAUCUUUCAACUUUAUACGAUGCAGAUGCUGAGUUUACAAAAGGGUAUGCAUAUUUAAAUAUCCCAAAUAAAGAUUGGCUUGUGGAAAACAAAUGGAUUUCUGAACACGAGCAAGGUCCAUUUUUUUUAAAGAAACUAAAUAUACAUCUUCCUCCAGCUCUCAAUUUUUCUCACGAAGUUAAUAUAAAACUAACUUUAUUGGAUAAUCAAUUGCAAGAAAAAACAUACAUGUUUGAAGGUGGUCUCAUAGUAAAAAACCAGUACACAGAAAAUCAGCCAAAAUGUUCCCUAUACAAUCCAUACACAAUUGAAUUUUGUAAUAAAAAAGCUGGGACUUUUUGUUUAGAUGUAGAUGGUGUAAUAAACGGCGAAUUACUUCCUCGAUUAGAUGGUUCAAAAUGGCGCGUAGAACUACGCUCAAAUCAAAUUUUACCUAAAAUUCAUUCUGAAACUAAAUUGUUUCUUCGAGCAUCAGCAGAAUUUUGCUUUCAAACUAAAUUGCAGAGCAAACCAAAGUAUAGUCUUGGCAAAAGUGUUGACCAAUCAAGCGUUGAAGAGUGUUGCAGUGAUAAUGGAAUGUUUGUAGAUCAAAUAUUAUUAAAAAAGUCUCCGCUUUUAAGUCCUUGCCAAGUUUGUCCUCAAGGAUCUUCACCACGACUUAGUGGUUAUUUUUGUGAAAAAUGUCCAGCUGGAUAUGAACCUAAUAAUUCGAAUAAAUUUGGUUGUACUCCAUGUCCUAAGAACAAAUUUAAACCUCUUGCUGGUCAAGACGCUUGUGAUAAUUGUUUAGAUGGCAAAACAUCAUCAGAGGGUGCAUUGUACUGCCAUGUUCUUUUGUUGGAAAAAGAUGUUCCUGGAAAAUUUUCAGAAAAAGAUGUUUCUCAAUGUAAUGUUGAUGAAUUAAAGCGAUGGCUUGAGUGUCAUGGACAAAAAAAAGGAGGAAAAAGGUCUGAAUUAAUAGAAAGGGAUAUUUAUUGUUUACGUGCACAUGUUCAACAUUUUAUGAAAAAUAAUGUACCAAUGGAUGGUACAUCAUUUUUUGUAAAAAUGAUGUACUAUUCCUAUUGGUACAUCAUUUUUACAUCAUUUUUAACUGUCACUAUCAGCAUUAUCAGUGGUCAUGUAAAAACAACAACAUGCAACUGCAUAGCAAAUAGUCUUGGAGCUGAUUUUAGUCAUUUAGUUUUGAAUGAUGGUAUUGGUAAUCCUCAUAUAGAAAGAAUUAAUAAAAAUGAUGAUAUUCAAACAGAAAUUUAUCUUAUACCUACAAAUUAUGUCAAUAGACAUACAUUUGAAAUUAGGCACACAAUGAGUUGGCAGCUUUUGCUUCUCACGUCAGUAAUAUCCGUAUUAGCUUGGGAGGAUGCAACUAAGUCUUUAUCAAACGUACUAUUGAAACCACAUAACGCUUUAUCCUUCUUAAAAAACAAACGAGCGAGUCCGUCAGAUCAAAUAAGAAGUGAGUGCUGUGGUAAAACAAAAUGUAGUUAUGAAGAGAGGUUGGAAAUUGCUCACGAUGUUGGUUGGAGUGGAGUGGAUGCUGCAAUAUGCGAAGUUUCAAUUAGAGAAUAUCAAGUGUGUACAUGCAUUCCUAGAAGCGGAAGUUAUACUUAUGAGUGUGGCGGUGAUUUAAGCAAUUGUCCGAACCCAUGUAAAGAAUUUCAAUGCAAUAACGGAAGAACAUGUGCAAAACAUUCCUAUACAUGUGACUCUGAUAAUGAUUGUGGAAAUUGGCGAGAUGAAAUUGGAUGUAAUACAAAGUACUCAGAGGAUCAAAUCAAAAACAACACAAGACUAAAAUAUGCAAACCAAUAUAACAAAUACUACGGAACUGUGGAAAUAUUUGGAAGGCCAAUAUGUGAUGAUUUCUGGACAAACCAAAACGCUCAAGUUGUCUGCAGAACGCUAAACUUUUCUUCAGGUACACUUGCAAUAGGAUGGAAAAAUGAAUUAGUUUCAACAGAUUUUUUUAUGGAUGACGUUAAUUGUACGGGUGGAGAAUCCAGUCUUAAAUAUUGCAGCCAUAAAACAUACCACAAUUGUGGCCCAACAAAUGGGGCAGCCGUAAUUUGCUUAGCACCAAAGUUACUAAAGUUAACACCGUUUGACUUAGAAAAUAGUAAAAAUGAGGGGAUUGUAUUUUUUGAUCACAUUCCAAUAUGCGCCGAUGGAUGGAACUUUCAAGCAGCUCAAGUAGUUUGUAACCAUCUAUACGGGGGAGAAUUUAAAAUUCCUGUCCCUGUUUAUAAUUACAAAAUAAAUGUUGGGCAGAAAUCUUCUAUUUUUUAUUUGACUUCAAUUGUUUGUAACGGAACAGAAAAUUUAUUAGCACAGUGUCAAACAAAAAUUUCAAAAAAAUGCUCAACACACGUUGCUAGUAUUCAGUGUGCUCAGUGUUCACCGGUUAAAUUAAUGGAUAUUGUAAAAAAAAUAAAAGUUGACGGCUCUACUAUUGAAAUCAAUCGAUCAGUGGAAGCAGCGAUCGGUGAACUCACUGCGGAGUGCAGAAAUUGGAAUUGCAGUACUCCAAAUCCAGUUUAUUCAGAGUUUUGUAAAGUUCAAGAAGUUUUGAACAAAAUUAAACAUUUUGCUAAAUCGGAAAUGAAAAACAAUGUUAUCUUGUAUACUGACAUUAACCACUUAGGACUUCUUAAUUAUAACUUCCUUAAAGGAAGCUUUGAAAAUAUAAAAAAUGAUAUUAAUAACUUAGGUCAAAUAUUUUCGACUCAGUUAGGAGAAUAUUUCAGCAAACUUGCUCAAUUUGAUGAGCAGACUGCAAAUACAGAUAUAGAAAGCGCACUGAAAAUUUGGUCUGAACUAAAAUCUCGAUGCGAAUAUGUGUCCUUAAAAUUUUCAGAUCAAUUUAGUUCUAUAAUGACUCUUGCAUUAGGUGUUUCAGCAAGUGAUAUGAUUUCUAAAACUGCAGUUCUUGCUCUACGUAUUGUAGGAGCCUUUAAUCCAAAUAAAUGGUUAACUGGAAGUGAAACAUCAGCAGUUGACAUAAAAGAGGCUCUGAGUGAGGUGGCAAAACAAGCUGUGCUUACUAAACAAGUAAAUUACCUUAAAGCAAAUUUUAUUCCAAAAAUAGAUAAUCUUGUAAAACAAAUCUCUGUCAAAAUAAAUAAUAAUAAAGAGACAUUUAAAACUAUUACGCAAUUUAUCGAAACAAUUGAAAAAAGCAUAGAAUUUACAAAUGAGCAGCUCCUUAAGUUUUCUGAACACGUUGAUAAUUAUUCACCAGCAGUAACUCCAAGUCAAAUUAGUGAAUUUGGUGCUGUUUUAAAUCAAAUGAUUGAAAAGUUUUGUGAAGUAAUUGAAAAUCCCGAUACUGAGUCUGGAACAGUUGCAGCUGGUAUUGCCGCAAAACAAGGAAUAUGUCCUAACGCUAAGGUGACUGCUUCAAUAUUGAUAUCUUUGUUUGAAGAAGUAGCAACUCAAGAAGUAACAAUUAUAGAAAGCUUUUUAAAAUUUGUAAGAGCGAAGAUUGCUAAAGAUGCAGCAAACAAACUUUCAACUUCGUUGAAAGGUUCGUCUAGUAAUCAGCUUUAUAAACUCCUUACCGAAUAUGAAGCUCUUUAUCUUAUUAGGUAUCAUAAAAUUAUAAUUAUUAAAAAUGCAUGUAACUACUUGACAUACAUGAAUCAUGGGGUCGAAAAGCCAGUCUGCACAGAUUUACUUGAAAAUCCGAGUGGUGAUCCAGGAGUUUUGAUCAAUACAGUUCCAACUGCAAUGUGUCAAUGUCGGAACUGUUUUACCAAAAAAGGUGAUUUUUUAAUCCCAGCUACUAUGACUGGUAAAAACAAUACCAUUGAUCUUUCAACUUUGUACGAUGCAGAUGUAAAGUUUACAAAAGGGUAUGCAUAUUUAAAUAUUCCAAAUAAAGAUUGGCUUGUGGAAAACAAAUGGAUUUCUGAACAUGAGCAAGGUCCAUUCUUUUUAAAAAAGCUAAAUAUACAUCUUCCUCCUGCUCUCAAUUUUUCUCACGAAAUUAUUAUAAAACUAACUUUAUUGGAUAAUCAAUUGCAAGGAAAAUCAUACAUGUUUGAAGGUGGUCUCAUAGUACAAAACCAGUACACAGAAAACCAGUCAAAAUGUUUACAAUAUAAUCCAUAUACUAUUAAAUCUUGUGAUAAAAAAGCAACAACUUUUUGUAUAAAAGUAGACGGUGUAAUAAAUGGUGAACUACUUCCACGAUUAGAUGGUUCAAAAUGGCGGGUAGAACUUCUUUCAAAUCAAAUUUUACCAAAAAUUUAUUCCGAAUCGAAGUUAUUUUUUCAAGCAACAGCAGAGUUUUGUUUUCAAACUAAAUUGCUAAGCAAACCAAAGUUUACUCUUCGUAAAAAUGUUAACCGACCAUACAAUGGAGAUUGUUGCAGUGAUAAUGGAAUGUUUCUAGAUCAAAUACUACUAAAUGAAUUUCCGCUUUCAAGUCCUUGCCAAGCUUGUCCUCAAGGAUCUACACCACGACUUAGUGGUUAUUUUUGUGAAAAAUGUCCAGCUGGAUAUGAACCAAAUAGUUUGGAUCAUUUUGGUUGUGCUCCAUGUCCUAAUAACAAAUUCAAAACUCUCUCUGGUCAGCACGCUUGUGAGAGUUGUUUAGAUGGAAAAAUAUCUCGAGAAGGUGCUCUUUACUGCUAUUGAAAGAUUUACAAAGAGAAGCCUAAAGUGUAUUUUAAAUUAAAUUUUAAACUACUUUAACAUUUAGUUGUUGAAUAUGAUUGUGUAAAUGUUUGAAAAAAAAAAAGAUAAACAAUUAAA